Molecule: messenger RNA, 267 nt
Organism: Blumeria graminis f. sp. triticale
Lineage: Eukaryota; Fungi; Ascomycota; Leotiomycetes; Helotiales; Erysiphaceae
Source: the annotation of a GenBank genome assembly
AUGUCGGAAGCACCUGAAGGAGAUUGUGAAACGAAGCCAUUCAAAUUUGUGACCGGCUUCGAUGCUCGUUUUCCGAACCAAAAUCAGACAAAACACUGCUGGCAAAAUUAUGUUGAUUAUCAAAAAUGUAUACUAGCCAGGGGCGAAGAAUUCGCGCCAUGUCGUCAAUUCUAUCAUGCAUUCCGCUCCUUAUGUCCACUUGCCUGGACUCAAAGAUGGGAUGAACAACGUGAAAACGGCACUUUUCCCGUUAUUUUGGAUCGAUAA